UGUUCGUUUCCUCAUCCCUGACGUGAGGGUCAGACAUAAAUUUCAAAAUUGAGGUUUCAGAGUUGGAGAGAUGAGUAACAACAAGAAAAGGGCAAGAAAAGAUGUAAUCCUGCAGUAUAAUAAAUGAUAUAAAGAUGUAGGAUGAGGGAGAUCAGGACUGUGUCUAUUUAUCCACCAAAGAGAAGGUAAGCCCCAACUUGGGCGAUGUGUUUUGAGGUCUUUUUUUUUUUUUGUCUGCCUUUGAGGCAGCCAUGUAAAACUAAAUACCUAAGAACUCUCCACCGUGGUACACAUGCUCCACAUGUACACACAGAAACAAUGCAAACCCACUGCCUCCUUCCUUCCUCCCUAACCCCCCUCUCAGCAUUUCUGUCUGCACUGCCCUCCCCUAUCCAAAUUUUCCAGCCAGCAGUUGGAGCUGACUUCCGCAAUCCUGGUGGAAUAAAUCCAGCAUCCCUAGUCAUCCGUCCACAUUAUCCACACUUCCCUGCCGAGACGAGCCCAGAGAACAGAUCCCGUCAGCAGGAUGUGGGGGUUCAAGGUUCUACUAUUGCUGCCUGUGGUGAGCUUCGCUCUAUACCCUGAGGAGAUACUGGACACCCAAUGGGAGCUAUGGAAGAAGACCUACAGAAAGCAGUAUAACAGCAAGGUGGAUGAAAUCUCUCGGCGUUUAAUUUGGGAAAAAAACCUGAAGCAUAUUUCCAUCCAUAAUCUUGAGGCCUCUCUUGGUGUCCAUACAUAUGAACUGGCCAUGAAUCAUUUGGGGGACAUGACUAGCGAAGAAGUGGUUCAGAAGAUGACUGGACUCAAAGUACCCCCGUCUCAUUCCCGCAGUAAUGACACCCUCUAUAUCCCAGACUGGGAAGGCAGAGCCCCAGACUCUGUUGAUUAUCGAAAGAAGGGAUAUGUUACUCCUGUCAAAAACCAGGGUCAGUGUGGUUCCUGUUGGGCUUUCAGCUCUGUGGGUGCCCUGGAGGGCCAGCUCAAGAAGAAAACUGGCAAACUCUUAAAUCUGAGUCCCCAGAACCUGGUGGACUGUGUGUCUGAGAAUGACGGCUGCGGAGGGGGCUACAUGACCAAUGCCUUCCAGUAUGUGCAGAAGAACCGGGGCAUUGACUCUGAAGAUGCCUACCCAUAUGUGGGACAGGAUGAAAGUUGUAUGUACAAUCCAACAGGCAAGGCAGCUAAGUGCAGAGGGUACAGAGAGAUCCCUGAGGGAAACGAAAAAGCCUUAAAGAGGGCAGUGGCCCGAGUGGGACCCAUCUCUGUGGCCAUUGAUGCAAGCCUGACCUCCUUCCAGUUUUACAGUAAAGGUGUGUAUUACGAUGAAAACUGCAAUGGCGCCAAUCUGAACCACGCGGUUUUGGCAGUGGGAUACGGGAUUCAGAAGGGAAACAAGCACUGGAUAAUUAAAAACAGCUGGGGAGAAAACUGGGGGAACAAAGGCUAUAUCCUCAUGGCUCGGAAUAAGAACAACGCUUGUGGCAUUGCCAACCUGGCCAGCUUCCCCAAGAUGUGACUUCAGUCAGCCAACCCCGUCCUGCUCCUCCGUCCCUUCCGCAAUGGGGCAGCACACCGAUGUACUUUGGGAGGGAACUGGUAUGCCUUUCUUGAAGCAGAUGCAGAGAUCGUCCGUUCAGUUUCCCUCUGUUUGUGCUUCAAGUGACACUCCUACUACUUUUCUUCUCUUCCCCUAGGUCUUUAUUUUUCCAUUGUGGCCACAGUAGGAAUUUCCCUAACAGGUAUGCAUUCUUGGGCUAAGAUAUGUAACCACAGCCUGCCCUGACUGUGUUAUCCUGGGGCUGACGCUGCGCAAGUAGGAGCUAGAGAGCUUCAGAUAGGCUAGAUUCUCACUCAGAGACUAGUUAGCUCUACCAGCUCUAGAGGACUAAGGUGACCUGAGUUCUGGUUCCAUAUUUACUUCUAUCUCUUAAAGGUAGAACUUUCUAUUUUUUCCACCCCAAUUAAUAGAUCUAUUCACAAAUGUUUGGUACGAGUUUACAAGAUACAGCAAAUGUGUUUUCUGUUUCUUUCUUUGCAUUUUCAAUGUAAACCAUAUUUAUCUUUCAUCUAUAAUUUAAUAAAUAGCUAUUUAGUAAACAUUCAUCUUGUGUCGGAUACUAGCUAGGUGCUGUAGACAAAAAGAUGAAUAAAAGAU
Molecule: messenger RNA, 2158 nt
Organism: Vicugna pacos (alpaca)
Lineage: Eukaryota; Metazoa; Chordata; Mammalia; Artiodactyla; Camelidae
Gene: CTSK
Product: cathepsin K
Biological process (GO): proteolysis
Molecular function (GO): cysteine-type peptidase activity
Source: RefSeq, a predicted model, not a curated record